AUGACUAAAAACAUUGGAAUCAUCAUCUACUCGUUAUACGGACAUAUUGGUAAAUUAGCAGAAACUGCUAAAACAGGGAUUGAAAGUGUUGGAUCCAAAGCUGAUAUUUAUCAAGUUCAAGAAACUUUACCACAAAAUAUAUUGGAUAUUUUGAAAGCACGGCCACCAAAACCAUCUUAUCCAAUCGCAAAUAAUGAAACUUUAACCAAAUAUGAUGCGUUUUUAUUUGGAAUUCCAACAAGAUAUGGUAAUAUGCCAUCACAAUGGAAAAGUUUUUGGGAUGGUACAGGUGGAUUAUGGGCUAAAUCUUCAUUACAAGGUAAAGCUGCUGGAUUAUUUGUCUCUACAGGGACACCAGGUGGUGGUCAAGAAGUUACUGCUUUGAAUUAUUUGUCAACUUUAACUCAUCAUGGUAUUAUUUAUGUCCCAUUGGGUUAUGGUAAAGCAUUCCCACUCUUGACAAAUUUAGAUGAGGUUCAUGGUGGUUCUCCUUGGGGUGCUGGUACAUAUGCUGGUGGUGAUGGUAGUCGUCAACCUACAAAGCUUGAAUUAGAAAUUGCCCAUCAUCAAGGUGCUCAAUUUGCUGAACAAGUGAAGAAGUUGUGA
This is a messenger RNA of Hansenula ciferrii, 606 nucleotides long. RefSeq names its product Flavoprotein wrbA. The transcript has a single exon. Bases 1 to 606 code for a protein of 201 amino acids. Gene Ontology annotation, molecular function: NAD(P)H dehydrogenase (quinone) activity; FMN binding. The record is from RefSeq and is a predicted model, not a curated record. Lineage: Eukaryota; Fungi; Ascomycota; Saccharomycetes; Phaffomycetales; Wickerhamomycetaceae.